AAGGGAAUUAAUAUAUAAGAUACACAGUGGACUAUCGACAUAACAUAACCAACCUCCAAGGGAAAUAGGAUAAAGUUCGUUAUAUCGAUAAUAGUGAAUAUGGAAAGUGGUUACGACGUUGAAGUUGUUUCAAAUGAUCUUCCUGCGAUGUAUUGUCCAAUUUGUCUGAAGUUGAUGUACUUACCUAUUCAGUUUAAAUGCUCACAUGCAUUGUGUAAGCCAUGUUUUGAUAUUUUAAAGUCGACAUUUGAAGAAUCAGAUGAUAGUGAUGAUGAUGACGAUGAUGGUGUCCCUAAUUUGGUUUGUCCUACUUGCAAAAAGGCUAUCGAUAAAAUGGAGUGUUACCAAGACAAUUUGUUGCACCGCAUGAUUCUUAGUGUGGCAGUAAAAUGUCCAAAUCAUAACAAUGGCUGUACAUGGGAGGGUGAUUUGGGAAACAUUGACGCUCACCUCAAAAACUCUUGUGCUGCUGUUUUGGUAACAUGCUCCUUUGAAGGAUGUUUGGAGAAAAUGGUAAAGGCGGAUUUGACAGAACAUCAUGAUAUUUGUCCAUAUCGCACAGUUGAGUGUGUAUAUUGUGACAAAGAGUAUUGCAUGAAAAAAGAACUUAGUCACAAUGCCCAAUGUAAGCGAUACCCAAUUAACUGCAAAUUCAAUUGUGGUAAUGUUGUUGCAAGAGACAGUGCUGCUGAACAUUAUGAAGAGUGUGAACUCAGAGAAGUAGCAUGUCCCUAUCAAUUUUGUGGUUGUGAGAAAAAGGUUGUCUGGAAGUCUGUAGAAAAACAUAUUGCUGAAGCAGUGGAAUAUCACCUUUCUCUGACGGUGAGGACUACUGCUCUACAUAACGUCUCCUGCGAAAAAUUAGGUGCAAAAAUGGACGAAAAAUUUGAAAUAUUGAACAAAAAGAUGUCCGCAGAUAUGUCGGCUUUAGAAAACAGAGUCAAUAGAAAAAUUUCAACUGUUUUAAAUAAAGUUGAGAUUCUGAGUAACAAUGUCAUGAAGAAAGAUAGGAUGUUGAUGAACACAGCAACAGCAUGUGUUGCAUUUGUGUCCAAGUUGGUAGAAAAUGCAGAUACUUUGUUAAAUCUAAAGGAGAUGGUGGCAAAAUUUGACGAAUGGUGCGUUGAGACAUUUGAAGAAGGAAUGUUUACUGAAUUGAAAUUCGAUAUGAAAAUUUCCGUAAGUGCUAAGUACAAUGAAUUGAAGACGAAAAUAGAGGACAUAACAGAAGAAAUUCGUGAACGCAAGGAAAGGCUUCAACUUUUUGCAGAUGAACUUGGUGGCACGAUGGAUACAGAUGGAUUAAGUGAGGAUCAAUCUUUAGCAUCGUCGCUAAACAAUACCAACAAAAUUGAAGAAGAGAUAGGUGCGUUAAAAACGGUUCUCGCUAAAAAGUAUCGCGAAAAUUACUGUUUCGCUUACCAAGAGAGGUUUAAGAUCUUCGUUGAAAACUUAAACAAAAAAGCAUGGAAUAACCAUCAAUGCGUUUGGAAGAUUGAUCUGUCGAAAUUACGCGAAGGUAGAAAUAUGUUCUAUAAAGUCGACAGGGAUUAUUUUGCUGCAAAACUGUUACCAGAAGAACAGGCUACCAGGGAAGAAAAAGAAAUCACCAUUGUUACUGUUAAUGUUGUUAAUAAUGAAGAAAUUUCUGUUGUUAAAAAGGAAAAUGAGGAGUAUUAUCCCCAAUUACACGUGCAAAAAAAUGGUGACGAAAUAAAUUUUGAUUAUCGUUUUUACAAACAAGCAUCGUGGAUUAAUGCUUCUGUUUGCAUUUUCAACCAAACUGAUUUCGAUCAUAUCAGCUCGUAUCGAAAUCAUAUUUGCUCGUCAUAUAGUGCCAAAAAAAUGAGAGACGUGCAUGAAGUUCUGUCCAGGUUUCGUCAAAGCGAGUUAUUGGCAGAGAAUCGGAUAUAUAUCCGAUUUAAUAUUACAUGAAACUUUUUUUACGUAAACAACACAAAGUUUUGACUAAGGCCUAAUUUUGCCGAAGGUUUAGCAAUAAUUAUGAAACUGAAAGUUUUAGAAUGUUUUUUUAAUGUUUGUUAUUUUCUGCAAAAAAAAUCUAGAAUGUUUAUUAUUUUCUCCUUUUUUGAGCAAAAUUUCCAAAAGUAUGGAGAAAAAAAAUUAGUGUUUGCUCUUAAAAUUUGUCUUGAAAACCUCCUAAAUUUCACUGCACUCUCCUAGAGCAAUUUUAAAUCUGUGGCCAUCUAUCACAAACUUUCGCGAAUGGUAAUUUUUAAAACUAUCACAAGACAAAGUUUGCAAAAUACUUUAAAAAUCAUAAAAUUUUUGUUUGAUCAAUGUAAGCUGUAUAAUCGUUUUUUGUAGUGUUCUUUUGAUUGUAAAAAACAUAUCUCGUUGUGAACAUGUAGUAAGCUUUUAGGGAGUUUUCUUGUAUGUAUUUUUGUGUAUGUAUGUAUUUUUAUCAAUAAAGAUUUUAGAUAGCUCUAUUUUAGAUAGCAUUUUUUGGUGUGAGUGCGUUGCCAAUAGAAUUCUUAUGAAGUUUUGUUUUGUUGGUUUAAAUGCAAUAGUGUUAUGUUCUUAUUUUUUCUUAAUUAAUAUUUUAUAUACAUGUUUAAAUAUGUAAUGAUGCGUGUUGUGAAUCCUAUGACAAAAAUUGAAUGAACUAUUUUUGUAAGAGUAGCACAGGAUAUCAA
Messenger RNA from Hydractinia symbiolongicarpus, 2657 nucleotides. RefSeq names its product TNF receptor-associated factor 5-like. Lineage: Eukaryota; Metazoa; Cnidaria; Hydrozoa; Anthoathecata; Hydractiniidae. Gene Ontology annotation, molecular function: zinc ion binding. The transcript has 7 exons. Bases 100 to 1935 code for a protein of 611 amino acids. The record is from RefSeq and is a predicted model, not a curated record.